Messenger RNA from Lycium barbarum (goji berry), 1891 nucleotides. Its product is annotated as B3 domain-containing protein Os07g0563300-like. The coding region runs from base 716 to 1591 and encodes 291 amino acids. Lineage: Eukaryota; Viridiplantae; Streptophyta; Magnoliopsida; Solanales; Solanaceae. Gene Ontology annotation, molecular function: zinc ion binding. The transcript has 7 exons. The record is from RefSeq and is a predicted model, not a curated record.
UUUAUUCCCUGGUUCUUUCCUCCUGAACUUUCUCUGUAAUUCGAGUGCCGUUAGUAGCGUAUUUCUUGAAUGUAGGAUGACCUCCUUGUGAUGUAUUUGAUCUUUAAGAACGUCGGACAGUUUGAUAAAGGCAGUAUUUGAUGCCUUGAUCUCUUCUGAAUACCCUUGAGUUUAUGGGAUAUUCGAGAUGUCUUUUCAAGGGAUUAUGUGCCCCUUUUUAUAUAAGUGUGAGCUAGGGUUUAGGGUAGAGUAGCCUCCAAGAAACCCAACGGACCUUUGAAUUGGAAGAUGGACUGGACUCGUCUUGUACAGUUCCAUAAAAUUUCGAUGUCUACACUGAGCUGAUUGUUUAUCCUGUCUGUUCUUCUUGUUUUUUUCUGGGUUUGUUUUAAUUUUACUUUCAAGAGACUAUUUGUUUAUCGAUUCCCCUAAAGUUUCAGUCUUUGACUUGGAUCAUAGUUUGCACCGACUAGGUUUAAAUUCUUUAGAUGCUCAGUUUUCUUAUGGGUCUGUUGUUGUCUUACUACUAUUUGUUAAAAAAAUUAACUUGAUAGGAAUGAAUUAUACUUUGUAUUUGACAAUUUUUCUCAUAGACCAGAGUUGGUUACUUGUCCUUUCUGCCUAGCCUCCCUGUGCGAAGAUCAAUCGGAUAAUUUCAACAACAACAUACCCAGUGUAAUCUCACAAGUGGGGUCUGGGGAGGGUAAGAUGAACCAUGAGUAAGUUGUUUAGAGUAGAAGAAGAGCAGAGAGAACAAGCUGAGAAUGCAAAUGGAAAGCCACCAGUCAAGAAACAAAGUGCAGGAGUUGAUAGUGAUGUGGCAUGUGCGACCCCUAUGAAGGAUCCUUCAGCUGUGGGUAUACAGAGUGCGAAGGAGCUGACAUCUGCAGCUGAGCCACCAGUCGGUAUCCAAGAAGAUUGGGUUGCCUGUGAUAAAUGUCAGAAGUGGCGUCUUCUUCCAUAUGGUACAGAAAUCAAGCAACUACCUGAGAGGUGGCUUUGCAGUAUGUUAAACUGGCUUCCUGGAAUGAACCAUUGUGACAUUAGCGAGGAGGAGACGACAAGAGCUCUGCGUCACCUAAAUAGCCUUCGAGGGACCAUGGAUAAGUUGUCUAAAGUAAAAGAAAAGCAGAGAGAACAAGGUGAGAAUGCAAAUGGAAAGCUACCAGUCAAGAAACAAAGUGCAGGAGAGUUGCGUCUUCGUAAAGUUGAUAGUCACGUGGCAUGUGAGACCCCUAUGAAGGAUCCUUCAACCGUGGGCCUACAGAUUGCAAGGGAGCUGACAUCUGGAGCUAAGCCACCAGUUGCUCCUGUCGGUAUAGUCCAAGAAGAUUGGAUUGCCUGUGAUAAAUGUCAGAAGUGGCGUCUUCUUCCAUAUGGUACAAAAAUCGAGCAACUGCCCAAGAGGUGGCUGUGCAGUAUGUUAAACUGGCUGCCUGGAAUGAACAAUUGUGACAUUAGUGAGGAGGAGACGACAAGAGCUCUGCAUGACCUAAAUAGCCUUCGAAAAAAUGCUGGUACAAGUGGGGCUGGAGUAAUUUCAGCUGAUAUGCAUGCCUACCGGAGGAAAGAAGAAACAUUAGUUAAUUAAGAGAAACACCAACCUAAUUUUCACAGUGAUGAUACUUCUUUGAUUUUUCUAUUAUUUUUUCCGCAGAUAAAGGACCAAUAUUAUUUGAAAUUGCCAAGAAAAAAAAAGAAUCAGGGUGAUAAUGGGAAACUAGUCUUGGUAAAUAUAUUUGAAAUUGCCAAGAAAAAGAAAGUAUCAGGGUGAUGCUGGAAAACUAGUCUUUCUUGGUAAAUAUAUAUGAUAACAAACUUCAAUAUUUUUUACGUGUACAAAUGUAUGAAUAUUAUUUACCAAAAUUAAUUAAUAUAUCUUAUUCAAGUA